Molecule: messenger RNA, 3024 nt
Organism: Asterias rubens (European starfish)
Lineage: Eukaryota; Metazoa; Echinodermata; Asteroidea; Forcipulatida; Asteriidae
Product: RNA-binding protein cabeza-like
Exons: 15
Coding region: 37-1887 (616 amino acids)
Biological process (GO): regulation of DNA-templated transcription
Cellular component (GO): nucleus
Molecular function (GO): RNA binding; transcription coregulator activity
Source: RefSeq, a predicted model, not a curated record
UAUUGUACGGCGUUGGUUUUCUUUUACCAUUUCAGAAUGGCGUCCAACGUAGAUUCUCAGUAUACUGGUUACGGAACCCCGCAGCAGGCCCAACAAGGGUACAGCUAUGGGAGUGCUCAAGGUUACCAGCAACCACAACAGCAGCCUGCUGCAGGGGCAGCACCACCUGCCCAGCAGGCCGCAGGUUAUGGCCAGACACCGCCAGCCGCAUACAACCAGGCACAGACCACAUAUGGCACUCAGCCUACAGCCGCUUAUGACUACAAUGCCCAAGCACAGACUGCCUACGCCCAACCAGGGGCUACCAGCUAUGCCCAAGCCCAGCCAAGUUCAUACACUACUCCAGCCUCGACCUAUGGACAAGCACAGCAAAGCUAUGCACAGCCUGGUAGAACUGGUCAAGCAGGCUACACCAGUCAGAGCACUACUGGUGGUACUGCAGUGCCAGCAGCGACCGGCUACAGUCAGACUGCCACACCAGGCAGUUACACCCAGGGUAGCACUCCACAGGGAUACAGUCAAACCAGCGCUAGCUCCUACUCAAGCUCAGCUGCUAGCCAACCGUACUCCCAGAGCACUCAGCCAGCACAGAGCAGCACUUACAGUCACCAAGGCAGCCAGGGGUCCUAUAGCGCACCAGAAGUGCCCAAGCAGGGUGGAGUUGGUAGUAGUAGCAGUAGUGGAAGCAGUGGUGGCUAUGGUGGACACUCCGGAGGUGGUUCAACAGGCUAUGGUGGAUCCCAAGGAGGGCCUCCACAGAGUGGUGCUCUAGGAGGUAGUGGAGGGGGUUAUGGUGGAGAUUCCAGUGGUGGAUACCGUGGUGGACGUGGUGGAAGCUCCAGCAGUGGAGGUGGUAGUAGCGGCGGAUACGGUGGUGACCGAAACAGCGGAGGAGGUGGACGAGGUGGUGGGGGCUUCAAUAAGUUUGGUGAUUCUUGCGAGCAAGAGCCGAGUGCUGCUAAGCAACAAUUCGAUACUGGCCGUGGUGGAAGCACUGGUGGCGACAGUGGUGGGAGUGGAGGCAGCAGCAUGGGCAGCAGUGGGGGAAGCUCCUUUGGAAGUGGAGAGCCAAAGAAGGAUCUGUCUGUAGACACCAUCUUUGUCAGCGGCCUUGGAGAGGUAUCUGAAGAUCAAUUAGUGGACUACUUCAGCAAGAUUGGUAUUGUUAAGCUUGACAAGAGGACCGGCAAGCACAAGAUCUUCAUCUACAAGAACAAGCAGACCAACCAGCAGACUGGAGAGGCCACAGUCACCUAUGAUGACCCACCCUCUGCUAAAGCUGCCAUUGAUUGGUUCAAUGGGAAAGAUUUCUUUGGCCACACCAUCAAGGUUGAGUUUGCGACAGUAAGAUCCAACUUUGGGAUGAACUUCCGGGGACGUGGAGGCCCUGGUGGUGGAGGUGGAAUGGGCGGCGGCGGCGGAUUCCGAGGUCGCGGUGGUGGACGUGAUAGUGAUGGAGGUGGAUUCCGUGGAGGUCGUGGUGGUGACAGGGGUGGUGGUGGAAGUAUGGGUGGUGGUGGUGGCGGCGGUGCCAGGCAAGGGGAUUGGAUUUGCACAGAUAAUGGCUGUAGCAAUCACAACUUUGCCCGUCGUGACAAGUGCAACAUGUGUGGAAGCCCACGGCCAGCUGAUGGAGGUAUGCCUGCCCCAGGUGGUGGUGGAGGUGGAUUCGGAGACCGUGGAGGUAGAGGAGGCGGUGGUGGCUUCCGUGGACGUGGUGGCAUGGAUCGCGGACGUGGAGGCGGCGGUAUGGACCGUGGGCGCGGUGGUGGUGGCUUUGCACCCAGAGGACGCGGUGGAGACAGGGGAGGUGGCCGAGGGGGCUUCAACCCACGUGGACGGGGUGGUCCACCAGAUGGCCGUAGGGACAGAUUCCGUCCAUACUAAGGUAGUCAGUGACCAAACUCCUCUGUGUACAAAGUCUCUUAAUCAUGUGCCACUAGGUUUCUUUCUUGCACUUUAAAGUAACAGAGUGUAGAUUAGUUAACACUGUCUCUGGAAUCCUAAAGAGUUUUGUAAAUAAAAUGCUCCAGUGCAGUAAACAAACUUUACAUCUCUUUUAAAGCAUUUUAGGUGUAUGUAGGUCAAAGAAUAUUCACUAAAACAACGAGACUGAAAAACAAGGCCGCAUCUGUUUAGCGAUUUGACUAGCCACCAUAGCAUACAAAGCAAGUCGGUCACAUAUCAUGUUACAUGUAACGCUAAAGAUAUACUUCUGAAUAACCUGUUAGAAAUCCGCUUUGCAUCAGAGUGGACUCUUUAUUGCGAUGGCAUGGCAUUGUUGUUUAUAAGCAAGGAAAUAAUUCUCGCUCAAAGUCUAUGGUGGCUAGGUGUAAUGGACUGCAUCUGAGUUUAGUUACUUUUUGAUAAUACUAUUUGAUGGAGACGUGCCCUAGUCCACCACCCUUUAUUGCCUACUUGAACGGUUUACAUUCUGUGUUGUGCACAGUUGUGUACUAGUAUGCUUGUGUUAGAAGCAACUUUUGUUUCAAACACAAGGCUCUUUGUUUUUAAUGUUUAAGUUUAAUUUUAAGUCGUCGUUAAAAUCUUCCAUCCAUAAUGGGGAACAUCAUUGUCUUGGGCCUUGAUUUUGAAAGGGUAAACUAAGCUGGAAGUUAUCAUGUCAAAACAAUAUGUAAGCAUGUUUUCCAAAACCCACCAGUUCUUUUGAUCCAAUUAAGGUGAUGCAUCACAACAGUAAUUUUGGUUGCACUAUUUUGGGAGUCAAUGUCUAUGUGUGUUAUACAGAAGGGUAGUGUGACUUUAUAUGGUGAUGCUGUCUGAAGUACAUAGAAGAGGUCAAUAGAAAAUGUGUGGAUACAUGGUAAGGUCGACAGGAAGAAACAUAAUUUUUUAUGAGAUGUAAAUGUUUCUCUUGGGGUGUGUGCGGAAGGGGCGGGUUUAACGCAAAGCAUUUCCCUGGAAAUAGUAUUUGAAGACAGGUUUCAGUGAAUUGUUGUUUAAGUGAUUUUAGAUGUUACUAUCAAACUGUUUUAAUAAAUUGUCCUGUGUCGGAAUACUACA